AGCCAACCGCCGCAAAGUGGCGGUAGAGAAAGCGAGAGAGCCGUAUGCAUCAACAUGGGAAAGAGGUUCAAGCAUAUUGGUCGUAUGUGAAAUCAUCAGACAGCAGUAGCAGCAGCAUUGCUAGCUCAUCACACCUUGAAGUACGAGCUGCGAACAACUUACCACAAGUCUGGGAAUCCUACACCUUCCUAGGCUAGCAACAGAUAUCGUCAAUCUGUUUCCGUUCGGUGCAAAAUUGAUCCCAAAACGUAUGUCCGUAGUCCGCCGUCGUUCGGGGACGUAGUUGAAAAAGUGAGAACAGUGCGUUUCGUGCGCGGCGCGUGAGAACGCAUCCAAAUACGGGGUAAAUGCGAAUUAGUAAAUACAGUAACGAAGGCGAAAUUGUGAACGAAGCUGUAUUGUUACAAGCCUCUCCUCCAAAUUCGUGUGUUUAUUUUGUGUGCUCCGAGAUAUCAACGCGCGUAAGUGUGGUUUCUUCAUUAAACGAAAAAAGAAAAGAAUGGUGAAGACAAAUGUGUCAAGUGAAUUUUGAUAUGUCGCCGUUGAUGUGAAAUCGUGUGAAGGGAAUACAACAGUGUCGUGCGCCAAAUUGUGCUGGUCAUUGGCGAGACAAGAGUUUGAUAGGAAUGCUUGAGCUAUCUACUACUGUGUGAGUGAAUAAAGGGUUAGUUGAAAAGGGAAAAAAGUUGUCCAGCAUCCAACCAGUGAACUGUGUUUGGAAGGAUAUGAUCCUCGAAAACUUCCAGCAGUGAGCAGAAGUUUGGUUUUUGCUGCACUCGCGAUCGCCAAGAAGUGACGACACCGCUGACAAUCGUAGGGCCGGUAGCAAUCAAGUGAGUAGCGGUGCUACCAUCUACCGUCACCACCGUGUCGCUCCCCGGUGGCAUCCAGAACGAUCCCGGUCGGAUCGUACGACCAAUCCCUUCCUUCCCCACCGGGCACCAUCCGUCGGGGCGGAGGCCAACAGCAACCAUCACGACGGCGGCAACCAGCGUUGUGCCAGCGGUGCCAGCGAGGAGCAAGGCCAAACCGGGCGCUUCCUGAAAAAUGCCUCCACCGCCGCCGCCUGGACCACCACCCCCUCCAGGGCCGCCGCCACCGCCGGCGCCGGUUCUGAAGCUUGGCGGUGGUGCACCGUCGGCCGACGGUCGGAACGCACUGCUCCUCUCGAUCCAGAAGGGCGCCAAGCUCAAGAAGACGGUCACGGUGGACAAGAGUGCGCCAAUGAUCCAGGGAAAGCUGUCGUCGGAUGGAGGAGGAGGAGGUGGAACAGUUGCGGCUCGGGCAAACAAUCGAGCCCCGGGGCGGCCGUUUGCCGAUGACACUGGAAACACCGCGGCGGGAGGUGGUGGAGUUGGUCAGCCGAAACUGGGCGGCCUGUUCGAGGGAUUGUCGUCGAUGCCGAAAUUGAAGCCGGUCGGGAGCAGAACGCCAGGAAGCUCCUCCUCACCGGGAGUGCCACAGAACAAAACUCCCUCGCCGGAGGCCACCAAGGGCUCGCCGAUCAACAACGGUCGCCUAGGGAAUGGCGGUGGGGCCGGCGGUUCCUCCGGACCGCUCGACUUCUCCGACGAGCUCGCGCAAAAGUUAACGCUCAAAAAACAGAAACAACAGCAUCAAACGGUCAGCAGCAGCAGCAAUAUUACGAAUAAUAACGGUAGCAGUUAUAGCAGUAGUGUUAGUAGUAACGCCCCGGCGAUGAAUCCUCCUCCACCCGUGCCGAACGAAACGAACCUACGGAUGAACCGGGGACCACCACCGCAACCACCAACCCAUCGGCCUGCCGUCGGUGAUAAGUCGACGUUGGUCACCAGUCAGAAAAGCCAAGCACCCGCCACUCCCAAUCACGUGAAGCCGGCGGCCAGCAGCAAACCGUCGUCGUUGUUGUCGUCGUCGUCGUCGUCCGUGAACGGACCGUCGACGAAUAGCAACUCCAUCACCAGUACCACUAGUCCCACCAUAAACGCGCCGGUUGCGAACCGAUCUGCCCUGUUCGGCGGCACGGCGACGACGGCAACGGCACCGUCGAUACCACCAUCCACAACAUCGAACAGCAGUAAUAAUGUCGUGGGUAAUGGCAGCGUUCCGUCGGCGACAGCUCCGAAACCGGUACCAAACUAUGGCAAACCAAAUCUAGCGCCGAAGCCUCCGGGCAUGCAGCUGGCGAUGGCCGGAGAGGGUGGCCAGAGUGGUGGUGGUAAUGCGGCGACGAGGCCGACCGUCAGCCGGCAUCAGAGCAUGCGAAGUCCAAGGUCACCACCGGUCUCGCAAACUGCACCAAACUUCCCCGCUAACCAUUUCGGUACGAUGCGCGGUCCACCUUCGUCAGCGGCCAUGUUUCAGUCGACGGAUUCGAUCGCCCGACCGACACGAGAUGCCCCCGGCCGACCAUCGGGACCACCGCCAAAGCCACCAACGAUGAAACCACCACCUCCGCCCCCUGUACGCAGCGUAAGCAACACGAACCUAACGCAUUUGCCGCCCUCGCUCAGCUUGGCGCCCUCGCAGGACUCUUCGGGCCCCGGCACCGGAUCGCCGUCAACGGAACCGUCGACCUUCGGUUCGGUGAACAACGUGUCCUCGCUUACGCUGGCCGAUGAGCUACGGGCCAAAAUGUCGGCGAACCUAUCGGUGGCCAGCUCGUCCUCGAACUCCAUCUCCACUGGCAAUCUGAGCGUGGUUGGAGCCGGUGGCACACUGACGAAGGGAGGCAGUCUAAAAGCGACGGCAGCACCGCCCCUACCGCCUCACCGAACAAGCCCAGCCCCACCACCGCCUGUUCCGACGGCGUCAGCUGCAGCAAUGUUGAAUUCCAGCGGCGAUGCGCCAGUUCCGCCACAACGAAUUUCGUCGAUCCGCAAUUCCGCAGGUAGCAGUUUAGCCUCGGCAACAUCGGCGCUCGUCAACAACAGCAGCAGCAGCAUCAUCAGUAGUCAGAGUCAUCAUAGUCAGAGCAGCACUACGACGACGUCGGUAGUGGUCGGCGGUGCAGGAGGCCUCCAUCGCAAGGACACCUCCCUAACGUCGGUUAGCAGCAGCUCGUCGACGGCCACUAGUAACAAAAUGCCCCUGCCGGAGAUCGACCUCGAGUCGAAGUACGCGUUCUAUUUCCACAAGGUGACGGACUUCCCGCAGCCCAUACCCUUUUUGAACGUGCAGAAGGUUUAUCCGAGCGAGGUGCGCCAACAGGCGCAGGCAGUCCAACAGCAGCAGCAGCAACGGCAGUAGGGGAACGACCGGGAAAAUACUCCAGGGUUCGUCAAGCCGUGAGGCGAUUUAAUGCACAUCUUUUACAAAGCAAAGCCGGGGUCAAACCGAAACAUUGCAAGUACGCUAAGCAUCCGGGAAAUAACAGUAUUCUUGGGUAGACAGACGACUAGACAUGGCAGUGUUGAGCUAGUAAAACUGUGAUUGGAAAGCUCAGCGCGUCAUCUAACGCAUCGGAGAUGGGUAAAAUAAAGCACUUCAAAGGUGAGCAAGCAGGCAAGAGGUGGCAGGAAAGGUUUAAACAUGAAUUAUCCACCUUAGAAAGGUGCUGAUGUUAAUGCAGGUUGAACAUCAUUGUUCAUCGAUUGAAAGUUAUGAUAAAAAAAAACAGAAAGUUGAAAAAGUCAAAUCAUAUCAAUACGAACGAAAAGUAGUGGCAGUUCAAUAACAAACAAGAAAUAAGUAGCAAUAAUACACAGACAAACACAACCAUCCUCCAAACAAAUUCUACUUAAUAUAAUACAUAGUUGUCGCAGUAAGCCAUUCGGCAAAUGAAAAAAAAAAACAAACAAACCAACUUACUGAAACCCGUUCUACUGUGGUUUGAAUCGGACUAAUUAAAAAUGUGU
Messenger RNA from Anopheles coustani, 3836 nucleotides. RefSeq names its product protein enabled homolog. The coding region runs from base 1048 to 3228 and encodes 726 amino acids. NCBI's taxonomy places the organism in Eukaryota, Metazoa, Arthropoda, Insecta, Diptera, Culicidae. Gene Ontology annotation, molecular function: actin binding. The transcript is spliced from 11 exons. The record is from RefSeq and is a predicted model, not a curated record.